Cannabis sativa is the source of this 729-nucleotide messenger RNA. RefSeq lists its product as uncharacterized. Gene Ontology annotation, molecular function: DNA binding. NCBI's taxonomy places the organism in Eukaryota, Viridiplantae, Streptophyta, Magnoliopsida, Rosales, Cannabaceae. Bases 1 to 729 code for a protein of 242 amino acids. The transcript has 2 exons. The record is from RefSeq and is a predicted model, not a curated record.
AUGAUCUCCCUGAGGAAUUCUUCAAACCUAAUCGAAGUUAAACCUAAUCAUGAGAUAAAGGCGAGUAGUAGUUCUUGGAGUGAUACCUCGACUACUAGCACCAACUACCAAGGUUUCUACACAUCUCAUCUAGUGCCUGAAAUGAACAAGCCUUAUUAUUUGAACAUGAGUAGUGAGAGUGGUAAUUGGGACCAAAGUAAUGAUUACAACCAACAACCCUACCAAUUUUGUUAUACACCUCAAUUAGUACCUAAACUUACUUAUCCUACUGAUUAUUAUUUGGAUUAUAGUAGUGAGAGUGGUUGGGACCAAAGUAACAACAAGCAAGAUGCACAAAUGGUAACGACAACACAUACAUUUCCUAUUCUCACUCACACUCCUGCGCCGGCUAUAGAAUAUCAACAACAAGAAACUCUUUCAACUCGCAAACGAAAAUCAACCUCUUCAAACCAUGGUCGUUGGACUGUAAAAGAACACAUGAUUUUUUUACAAGGGAUGAGUAAGUUUGGUUCUGGUAAUUGGACAGAAAUAUCUACUUUACUUGGUGGUACAAGAACUCCAGUCCAAGUGGCUAGCCAUGCUCAAAAAUAUUUUAAUAAAAUGGAGAAAGAAAAACAAAUUGCAGAGACAACCUCUGAGAAUAAAAAGAAGAAAUUAAAUAAGAGUAUAAAUGAUAUAAGAUUAAGAGAAGAUGGAACAUUUUGUUCUCCAAACUCAUUUCAAAACUGA